AUGAGCCUUCAUGAUAUGUCUACUUCGCCGGAGCCGGACUCAGAGCACAAUGUUCCUCCCACGAUACGAGACCCAGCGACCUUCCAAAAGGCGGACCUGGAGCGUUUAGGGCGCCAGCGACCGGACGAGUUCAAGACAGCCGUCUCUGAGAUAUUCUUCUGCUCAUCGAUGUUAGUAUCGAUGCUGAUGUCGGAAUACUUCAUCUCUGGCUUCAACAUUGUUCUCCCGACAGUGUCAGAAGAGCUCGAUAUCCCAAUCGCCGCCCAAAUAUGGCCUUCGAGUGUCUUCGCCCUCAUCGUGGGCGCACUGCUCCUUCCCCUCGGCAGAAUAGCCGAUAUAUAUGGCGGCUUCAUUGUCUUCAACUGUGGGUUGGCCUGGUUUCUGGUCUGGACCAUCAUCGCUGGCUUUAGUGUCAACUACAAGAUGCUCAUCGCCGCCCGGGCUCUCCAGGGCCUUGGCCCGGCAGCAUUCCUGCCCACUGGCAUCAUGAUCCUGGGCAAGAUAUAUCGGCCUGGCCCCAGGAAGAACCUCAUCUUCAGCCUCUAUGGUGCGUUUGCGCCCCUGGGUUUCUUCUUUGGUGUGAUCAUGGGCGGUGUGGCGGGUGAAUACUUGUCGUGGAGGUGGUACUUCUGGCUAGGCGCCAUCGUUGUGGGUCUUUGCGGCGUGAGCGCCUUUUUCAGCAUCCCGCGCGGCGACUUGCAGACUGCCGGUGUCGAAAUGGACUACUGGGGCGUCGUCACCACAGUGCCUGCCCUGAUCCUGAUCGUAUUUGCGGUGACGGACGGCGCACAUGCGCCAAAGGGCUGGGCAACGGACUAUGUUAUCGUCACAUUCGUCCUGGGUGUAGUGUUGCUGGGGGUAUCUUUCGUCGUUGAAGGCUGGGUCGCCUCGCAGCCGCUUUUGCCAGCGAGCCUCUUCAGGCCGAAGUACGUGAAGACAAUCUUGGUGGCCCUCGCAUUUGCGUACGGAAAUUUCGGUAUCUUUAUGUACUACGCCAGUUUCUAUCUUUUUACAGUUAUGAAUUACAGCGUCAUCUCAACGGCACUGGCCUUCAUCCCUAUGGCGGCGGGUGGUAUCGUCCUCGCAACUGUCGGUGGCUUUACUCUCCACUUGCUCCCAGGCCGUAUUCUCUUGAUCCUAUCAGGGGCAGGGAGCAUUAUCAGCGUGCUGCUCUUCGCACUGAUCCCGGAGGAUGGCUCUUAUUGGGCAUGGAUCCUACCGGCGAUGAUUGGCGCAACAAUUGGGGUUGACAUCGCGUUUAAUGUCACGAAUGUCUUCAUCACUACCAAUAUACCCCAAAAAGAACAAGGUGCCGCGGGAGCCCUGAUCUACAGUAUCUUGUUCCUGCCUAUCAGUCUCUUCCUAGGCAUUUCGGACGUGGUGGCAGCGAGUUACGAAUGGAGGGGCACCAUGGUUAGCUACAAGGCGGCGUUUUGGUUCAGCACGGGCUGUGCUGCCGUCUCGCUGGUGCUGUUCUGCUUCGUUGAUACCGGCAAGGCGGAAAGCCAAUUGAGGGUUGAAGAGAAGGAGGCGUUGGAAGAGGGCCAGGAGGAAAUAGGCGUCGUUCAUGGUUCCAAUACAUGA
Messenger RNA from Diaporthe amygdali, 1584 nucleotides. RefSeq names its product membrane transporter. The coding region runs from base 1 to 1584 and encodes 527 amino acids. Gene Ontology annotation, biological process: transmembrane transport. The record is from RefSeq and is a predicted model, not a curated record. Lineage: Eukaryota; Fungi; Ascomycota; Sordariomycetes; Diaporthales; Diaporthaceae. Gene Ontology annotation, molecular function: transmembrane transporter activity. Gene Ontology annotation, cellular component: membrane. The transcript has 4 exons.